AUCUUAGAAUCGAUACCCUACACAGCUGAUUUAUUUGUUGACAUUUGAAGACGUUUUCACGUGUUGCACAACUUGGCACAAAGAAACACAAACAUCAGUAUUUAUUAAUAACUUGACUUGAUCCUCGUCGAUUGAAUAAUUUGAUGUAAGUGAACUGAGGUUAGUCUUCUGGUUUCAACGCGUAUAAUGGAGGUGACUGCUUUGACUCUCAAUUGCUGGGGCAUUGCCGGUGUUUCGAAAGAUCGAAGAACUCGUAUAGAUGCCAUCGGAAGUCAUCUGCAAUUAGGCCACUAUGAUUUUGUUUUCCUGCAAGAGGUUUGGGUUGAAGAUGACUUUCAAGCGAUAGUAAAAAAAGUUGGCAACAUUUUCCCGUACAGUCACUACUUUCACAGUGGUGUCAUUGGUGGAGGAAUUUGCAUUCUGUCCAAAGCAAAAAUAAUCGAUGUUCUCUUUCACGCUUGGUCCUUGAAUGGAUACAUUCAUAAAAUUCAACAUGGGGAUUGGUUUGGUGGCAAAGGUGUUGGUCUAUGCACUGUUGUUUAUCAUGGCCUGAAAAUCAAUCUUUAUGUCAGCCAUCUCCAUGCAGAAUACAAUCCGGCAAGUGACGAAUACUGUGCCCAUCGCGUAGUGCAAGCAUUUGAAACCUCACAGUUCAUCCGUUAUACCCGGAACAAAGCUGACUUCUGCAUCCUCGGUGGCGAUUUAAAUACCGAACCGGAAAAUUUGGCAUACAGGCUCAUAUGCGAUCAUACUUCAUUGAAAGAUUUGUACCUCUCUACCGGAAAACCGGAAAUUGAAGGUAUGACCAGCGAAACACCAGCCAAUUCAUACACAGCAUCGGAAAGCUUACGGGCCUGUCCAAAUGGCAAACGCAUCGAUUUCGUCAUGUGCAGCUCGAGGAAAGGCCUUCAGAUCGAGACAAUCGACGUCAACAUUCCACUGCCACCCCGCAUUCCCAACUAUCCUUUCAGUUAUUCCGAUCACGAAGCAGUUUGUGCUAAACUUCGAAUCCUAGAAAGCCAGUCCGUUUCCGCCAACCAGAAAUGGAGCAAAGACACGUCCAUCUCGUCGUUAAAAGAAGCCUUACAGGUGUGUGACGCUGCGCUGAGGAAUAUUGCCAACGACAGACGCAACUAUUGGCUGGCUUUCGGUAUAUUCGUCGUCCUUUUGGCCGCAUUGCCGUUCACGUAUGACGGCUCACGCAUUGUCCACUACACCUUGACGGUCACCCACUUGCUGCUCACUCUAGUCGCUGUUUUUUGCCUAAUCAUGGCCACUGUGUGGAAUCGGAUCGAGCGACACGGCAUAUUAGCUGGUAGACUUGCCAUAGUCACUCGAAUCCAAGCCCUCGAAGAUUCCUAAAUUCCCGUAAUGUAUUUCAGUAUUCAAUUUGCAAAAUAAUGUAUUGUAUUACAAUUACGAAAAAUUCGACGGUUAUAUUCCAAAAACCAAAACCCAAAACACCCAUUUUAAAUACAAGUUAUUCCUGCCGCUAGA
Molecule: messenger RNA, 1497 nt
Organism: Daphnia pulicaria
Lineage: Eukaryota; Metazoa; Arthropoda; Branchiopoda; Diplostraca; Daphniidae
Product: putative neutral sphingomyelinase
Exons: 4
Coding region: 187-1362 (391 amino acids)
Cellular component (GO): cytoplasm
Molecular function (GO): sphingomyelin phosphodiesterase activity
Source: RefSeq, a predicted model, not a curated record